AAGUAGCAGAGCCCUGCAAGUAGUUCGUCUCAGCAGCAGCACAGUGGUCAGUGGCUAGGAGACAUACGAAAGUCACCUGGCGGAACAUGAAGUCCGAAUAAAGAAAGUAGCCUCCGUCAUGAUAGUGUACGUGCGGUUCAACUCCAGCUGUGGGUUCCCUGUGGAGCUAGAGGGCGGAGCCAGAGUGGCCGAGCUGAAGGAGGAGGUGGGGCGUCUGCAGGGGGUGGAGCCUCAUCAGCUCCGCGUCAUCUUCGCCGGGAGAGAACUGCAGAGCGACAGCACGCUACAGGGCUGUGACCUGCCAGAGCAGAGUACGGUGCAUGUGGUGCUGCCCCCUGCUGGCCGUGUGCGGCGUAGCGAGAUGGUGCUGCAGCAGCGUCUGGGGGGGGUGGAGCGUCUGACCCGACUGGACCUCAGUGCCUCCCGGCUGCACACCAGCUCCACCGGCCUGGCCGUUAUACUGGAGGACCAGCAGCACAGUCCAGACAACUCACUCACACACACAGAACCCAAGCCUCACAGUAGCUUCUUCGUAUUCUGUAAGAGUGUGUGUAAGGCCAUCCAGCCUGGGAAGCUACGCGUGCGCUGCAGAGCCUGCAAACAGGGCACACUAACACUCAGCCGGGGUCCAUCGUGCUGGGACGAUGUUCUUCUCCCUGAUCGUAUCCAUGGGGUGUGUCAGUCUCAGGAGUGUGAAGGCAGACUAGCGGAGUUCUACCUGAAGUGUGCGUCCCAUCCCACCUGUGACGAGGACACGUCCGUUGCCCUGGACCUCAUCAUGUCCAACGUCAGAGCUGUCCCCUGCAUCGCCUGCACAGACAUCAUGAGUCCAGUUGUGGUGGCCCAGUGUCCAGAUCGGCAUGUCAUCUGUCUGGACUGCUUCCACAUGUAUUGCGUCACCCGUCUGAACGAGCGGCAGUUCAUUCAUGACCCUGUGAUUGGAUACUCUCUGCCCUGCGCAGCGGGUUGUCCAGACUCUCUGAUCAAAGAGACGCAUCACUUCCAUGUUCUUGGAGAGGAACAGUAUGAGCGGUACCAGCGCUACGCGGCGGAGGAGUGUGUGUUGGGGAUGGGGGGGGUGUUGUGUCCUGCUCCGGGCUGUGGGGCCGGUCUGCUACCAGAAGACGACCGCAGGAGGGUGCAGUGUGAGCUGGCCGACGGGCUGGGCUGUGGGUUUGUGUUCUGCCGUGACUGUAAGGAGGAAUACCAUGAGGGGGUGUGUCGGCAGCAGUGGGCCCCAGCAACAGGGAGCACACCUCAGGGCUAUGUGGUGGACGAGGAGGCAGCUCUUCGGGCUCGCUGGGAUCAGGCCUCUCAGCAGACUAUAGACGAGACCACACGCCCCUGUCCCAAAUGCAAAGUCCCCAUCGAGAAAAGCGGUGGGUGCAUGCACAUGGUGUGUCCGAGGGCCCAGUGUAAGUUUGAGUUUUGCUGGAUCUGCCGCGUGGAGUGGAACAGGGAGUGUAUGGGCAACCACUGGUUCGGAUGAGAACCAACCCAUCUGGCAACACACAGCUACCCUAUCUGGCAACCCUCAGAGCAUCGCAACACACAGCUACCCUAUCUGGCUACACACAGUGCUGCGCAACACACAGCUACCCUAUCUGGCAACACACAGCGCUGCGCAACACACAGCUACCCUAUCUGGCAAUCCUUAGAGCAUCGCAACACACCGCUACCCUAUCUGGCAACCCUUAGAGCAUCGCAACACACCACUACCCUAUCUGGCAACCCUUAGAGCAGCAUAUCACACAGCUACCCUAUCUGGCAACCCUUAGAGCAGCAUAUCAUACAGCUACCCUAUCUGGCAACCCUUAGAGCAGCAGAUCACACAGCUACCCUAUCUGGCAACCCUUAGAGCAUCGCAACACACCGCUACCCUAUCUGGCAACCCUUAGAGCAGCAUAUCACACAGCUACCCUAUCUGGCAACCCUUAGAGCAGCAUAUCACACAGCUACCCUAUCUGGCAACCCUUAGAGCAUCGCAACACACCACUACCCUAUCUGGCAACCCUUAGAGCAGCAUAUCACACAGCUACCCUAUCUGGCAACCCUUAGAGCAGCAUAUCACACAGCUACCCUAUCUGGCAACCCUUAGAGCAUCGCAACACACCGCUACCCUAUCUGGCAACCCUUAGAGCAGCAUAUCACACAGCUACCCUAUCUGGCAACCCUUAGAGCAUCGCAACACACCGCUACCCUAUCUGGCAACCCUUAGAGCAGCAUAUCACACAGCUACCCUAUCUGGCAACCCUUAGAGCAGCAUAUCACACAGCUACCCUAUCUGGCAACCCUUAGAGCAGCAUAUCACACAGCUACCCUAUCUGGCAACCCUCAGGCUCCAGUCACAUUUUGUCAGGGAAAAAAGAACUUGUAAACUGCCGGUUUGAUGAGUAAAGAAUAAGUCCCCAUAAAACAUAUAAAACCAACACACAUACACACACACACACACACACACACACAACAAUCAUACUUGGUUACCUGUGACGGCCCAAGAAGGCAAGGGAUGGCAAAUGUAUUUAUAAGUAUUUAUGACGAGUGUUGGUAUGUGUUCCCUCAAAUGCUGUAAUCCAACAGUGUGUGUGUGUGUGUGUGUGGUGUGUUGGUGUAUGUUUCCUUAAAAGCUGUUAUCCAACAGUGUGUGUGUGUGUGUUCUCAAAUGCUGCAAUCCAACAGUGUGUGUGUGUGUGUGUGUGGUGUGUGUGUGUGUUUCCUCAAAUGCUGUAAUCCAACAGUAAACUUGAGGCAUGUUGUAAAAGAGGAACACUUGACCUUCGAGUUCAUCUCUAGACAAAUGUAAUGAAAUAAAUCUUUUAUUUCCAUAACU
Molecule: messenger RNA, 2827 nt
Organism: Alosa sapidissima (American shad)
Lineage: Eukaryota; Metazoa; Chordata; Actinopteri; Clupeiformes; Clupeidae
Gene: prkn
Product: parkin RBR E3 ubiquitin protein ligase
Exons: 12
Coding region: 119-1489 (456 amino acids)
Biological process (GO): regulation of mitochondrion organization; regulation of apoptotic process; autophagy of mitochondrion
Cellular component (GO): mitochondrion; cytoplasm; endoplasmic reticulum
Molecular function (GO): zinc ion binding; ubiquitin conjugating enzyme binding; ubiquitin protein ligase activity
Source: RefSeq, a predicted model, not a curated record